Messenger RNA from Alosa sapidissima (American shad), 1086 nucleotides. Its product is annotated as interferon regulatory factor 2-like. Gene Ontology annotation, biological process: immune system process; regulation of transcription by RNA polymerase II. Bases 144 to 587 code for a protein of 147 amino acids. Gene Ontology annotation, molecular function: DNA-binding transcription factor activity, RNA polymerase II-specific; RNA polymerase II cis-regulatory region sequence-specific DNA binding. Gene Ontology annotation, cellular component: nucleus. The transcript is spliced from 8 exons. NCBI's taxonomy places the organism in Eukaryota, Metazoa, Chordata, Actinopteri, Clupeiformes, Clupeidae. The record is from RefSeq and is a predicted model, not a curated record.
AAAAAAAGAAGAAGAAGAAAAGCAAAAGUUUCCUUGUUGUGGUCGGUUGGUUGGUGGUCUCGACAUAAACAAUAACAGAAAUAAGAGAUUGUCUACAGCUGUGGUGUAGCAGAAGUUCUCACAGCCAUCAGUAUCAAGCCAUCAUGCCAGUGCAAAGGAUGCGAAUGCGCCCUUGGCUAGAAGAACAGAUUAACAGUGGUUUAAUAAAGGGCCUCAGGUGGAUUAAUAAGGAUGAGAAGAUAUUCCAGAUUCCUUGGACUCAUGCAUCAAGUAAUGAAUGGGAUCUUGAUAAAGAUGCACCAUUGUUCAAGAACUGGGCAAUCAACACAGGGAAAUACCAUCCAGGAGUUGACCAGCCUGAUCCAAAGACAUGGAAAGCUAACUUCCGCUGUGCAAUGAAUUCUGUUCCUCAUAUUGAAGAAGUGAAGGACAAGCAUAUGAAAAAAAAAAGCAAUGCAUUCAGAGUUUACAGGUUUCUAGUGGAACCUGAGCGGCCUGUAAAGAAAGGAAAGGAGAAGAAACCGAAGGGAUCUAAUGAGCUAAAGAAGACCAGAUGGAGCAAGAGACUGAUAGCACAGAGACCAUAGUCCUUUUUUUCUGAUUAACAAACUCGGCUGACACCAUCAACGUCAAGUUAACGUUAACCAGCUUCCAAUGGGCUGAUGAGCGCCUUGGCUAGCCUGCCUUAUGUCUCUGAAGUCCCUCAUCCUUCCGUGACGCUGCACAUCCAAUGUCUGGACGGAGGGAUUGCUCAGCAAGAAUGCCUACUGCCUAACAUCAAUCUGCAAGAGAUCUGCAGCUGCCACGACCACCGAGCUGCGGCUGACAUGCGAGCUGCCAUGCUAGCAUCUACCGGUGCCUGGAGUCUGGAUUGAGUGCUAAGAAACUCUGAUGACAGCGUCAACCAUCAAACAACAAACGGUCACUGUCUAGGACCACCGAGCUGAUAAUCAGCAGGGUCGCCCAUCACAAAUUCGGACUGUGUCCUUCCAGUGCUCUCCAGACUGCCAGUGAAUUCUCCGGGUUUGUCAGUUAUAAAGAACUUUGUUGGUGUUGCAUCGUGAAGACACAGCUGUGCGCAGUUUU